UAAUUAUAAUCUAUACUAGAUCUAUACUGAGUAUACUCUAUAGUAUAGACCUACUAAUACUAGUAAUACUCAAUUACUCAAACUCAAAUAUUAUUAUUAUUAUAAUAUAGAUACCAGAUCUGGACUUCUAAAUAGAGUACCGGUAUGUGGGUUGUACUACUAACAGUCUAACCAUGACUAUUUUAGUCCAUCUUAUUUGUAAAUCUUCAGCCACAUUCAACAGAUUAAUAAGUGCAUCAGUGUUCACAAAAACAACAUUACAUCACUUAAAUCUAUUAAAGCCUAAUCUUCUUAAAAGUCAUUUUGCAAGCCUAGCACGUCAAGAUGCAUUCUGGUCAUUUCAGAAGUGUACAUUACAAAAUUUAAAAAGGACAUUUAACCCUAGUUGUCCUUCAAGAACAGCAUCUUCCAAAGCUUUGUCAACAUUAGCUUCAUUUCUUCUUGGAGCAAGUGGUGGCUAUUUAUUGUACAGAAACUCAGACUGGCUUUUACCUACAGCUCAGUGUAAAUCUUCUUACAGAAGUCGACUUUCACACGAAGAGGAAGUCUUUGAUAAGACCCCAAAUCCCAAGUUUAAAUGGAGCCUUUUUUUCAGUCUUUUAUGGGAAGACAUUUUUUAUCUUUUGGGUGCUAUUUUGGCAGCAUUAGGUGCUGCUGUAGUGAACAUACAGAUACCUCUGAUGUUGGGAGAGCUGACCAACAUUGUCACCAAAUUUACAAGCGAUGCUUUGUCUGGCAGUGAGACAUUUUUGUCAGAAAUCAGAAAACCUGCUCUGAAGCUGUUAACCUUGUAUGGACUUCAAGGUUUAUUCACUUUUGUCUAUAUAAGUCUCCUGGCCGUUGUUGGAGAGAACCUGGCUUACCGUUUAAGAAAAAUGCUCUUCCAUUCACUGCUGGAACAGGAUGUUGAGUUUUUUGAUAAGCACAAAAUUGGAAAACUCAUUGACAGACUGACUACAGAUGUGCAGGAGUUCAAAAGUUCAUUUAAAAUGACUGUAUCCCAGGGUUUAAAAGCAACAGUACAGACCCUUGGCUGUGUCAUAUCCUUAUAUCUGAUCUCUCCAAAACUGACUCUUAUAAUGGUUGGUGUACUUCCUAUUGUCAUUAUUGGGGGCACAACAUGGGGCGCUAUGCUGAGGACACUGUCAAGAGAUGCCCAGGAAGAGAUCUCGAAAUCAACUGCAAUAGCCGAUGAGGCACUCGGCAACAUCAGGACAGUGAGAUCUUUUGCUAUGGAAUCUAAGGAGAAUCAAUUGUAUGAGGCACAAGUUUUGAAAUCUGCCAACACAAACAUUCGUCUUGGUUAUGGUAUUGGAAUGUUUCAAGGCUUGGCCAAUGUUUUCCUUAACAGUCUAGUUCUAGGUUCAUUGUUUGGUGGUGGAUGGCUGAUUUCAACUCAAGAGCUUAAAGCUGGUGACCUUAUUUCAUUUCUAGUAGCUAUUCAAAUGAUUGAAAGGUCAAUGGCUCAGAUGUCUCUGCUUCUAGGACAUGUAGUUCGAGGUCUUUCAGCUGGGGCUAGAGUUUUUGAGUUUAUGGACAGUAAGCCACUGAUACCACUUCAGGGAGGUAAAAGGAUUCCUUAUCAUGCCUUGAUAGGAGAUAUUCAAUUCAAAGAUGUCAGUUUCCAUUACCCUACAAGAGAGCAGAAUGUUCUCAGAGAUUUCUCAUUAAAAAUUCCAGGAGGCAAGUUGGUUGCCCUUGUGGGGCUUUCAGGGGGAGGGAAGUCAACAAUAGCUGUGUUACUGGAAAGGUUCUAUGAUGUUACUGCAGGGACCAUAACCAUAGAUGGUGUGGAUGUGAGAGAACUAGACCCUGCCUGGUUGAGAGGUCAGGCAAUAGGUUUUAUUAAUCAGGAACCUGUGUUAUUUGCUACAUCUGUUAUGGAAAACAUACGUUACGGCAAACCCACUGCCACAGAUCAAGAGGUUAUAGAGGCUGCCAAGUUGGCUAAUGCUCAUGACUUCAUCACAGGCUUUCCUAAAGGCUACAAUACAGUGCUAGGUGAGAGAGGGGUGACAGUCUCAGGGGGACAGAAACAAAGAAUUGCCAUUGCCAGAGCUCUAAUCAAGAAUCCUUCUAUCUUGAUUUUAGAUGAGGCCACCAGUGCAUUAGAUGCUGAAUCAGAAAGAAUUGUUCAAGAAGCUUUAGAUAAAGUUGUGAAAGGGAGGACAACUCUUGUAAUAGCACAUAGAUUAAGUACAGUUCGUGAUGCCGACCUCAUUGCUGUUGUUUCUAAAGGAAGAAUCAUGGAGCUAGGAACACAUGAAUCACUGAGAAGGUCUAAAGGUCUUUACUGGGAACUUAUAAAGAAACAAGAAUUAGAAGAAGAUAUAGAAAGCAAAUAAAUGUAUUCAUAAUUUAUAAUUCCGAAUGGUGAUACUUAUUGUGUUGUUGAUGUAAAUUUAACAUUUUUAAAGAUUGUUAAUAAAAUUAUUGUAAUACUUCAA
Molecule: messenger RNA, 2447 nt
Organism: Biomphalaria glabrata
Lineage: Eukaryota; Metazoa; Mollusca; Gastropoda; Planorbidae
Product: mitochondrial potassium channel ATP-binding subunit-like
Exons: 18
Coding region: 174-2345 (723 amino acids)
Biological process (GO): transmembrane transport
Cellular component (GO): membrane
Molecular function (GO): ATP binding; ABC-type transporter activity; ATP hydrolysis activity
Source: RefSeq, a predicted model, not a curated record